Molecule: messenger RNA, 354 nt
Organism: Nylanderia fulva
Lineage: Eukaryota; Metazoa; Arthropoda; Insecta; Hymenoptera; Formicidae
Product: F-box only protein 21-like
Molecular function (GO): DNA binding
Source: RefSeq, a predicted model, not a curated record
AUGUGUGAAGAUAAUUGUACUGGAGUUAUUAUUGGAUGGGAACAACAUACAAACACAUAUGUUAAAUUCGACGAAGUAACGAGUUGUGAUGAAAUAUAUGCAGAACUAGAUAUCUUGCCACUGAAUCACUGUUACAAUCAACAGUUUAGAGAUCACGAACAAACCAAUUACAUUAUUCUUACCGAUAACAAUAAAAUCUGUUAUGUGAAUGAAGAUUCUAUAACUUUAACAACGCCGAAAUGGAUCGAUAAUAGCGAAAUAGGUCGUUAUUUUUGCAAAUUCGAACACACGCAUUACAUACCAAAUGAAGGGCUGGCAAGAAUCUAUCCGCAGGACGCUACUAUAGCAGCCUAG